CUUAAAAACUGUUUUGGGGCUCAGGGGCUGUGUAAUAGACUAAUAUUAAAUUAGGAAUCUUAUGUAUCUUUGGAAACUCUUUUCAGUAUAAAUAUAUCUGCCAGGUACCCUAUUGAGUAACCUUUCCCAUUAUUUCACAUGGUAUCAAGAGUCUAAAUUUUUCUCUCUCUCCCAAAACCUUUUUUUUUUCGGCCAUGAGUUCCGCAGCAGAAUUUUCCGCCGCCAUCUCCUCCUCUUCAAUGGCAGCCGCUACUGCUUCUUCUUCAUCCUCAACGACGGCGCCGGUAUCUGCCACCUUUACCGACGCGGCCGUCAUCAUCACCAGCGCAGCAGUUAAUCUGACCGAGCCGCCGCAGUUCUCUUCAUCCGGAGGAUCGGUUGUGCAUCCCUUGCCUUCUCCUCUCACGACCGAGACCCAAGGGACUUAUUCCCUCUUUCACGCUAUUCCUUCCACUUUCCCAUGGCAAACCCCAGUUCUGCCUAACAUCCCAGGCAGUUUCUUCUCAACCCCACUCCCUGCGUCAACACAACCAACCCCUGGGUAUUAUGGUUCUACUUUUUCAGGAGCACCCGGCCUCUCUCGGCCACCUGAUAAUUCACUAUUUCAGUCACAGAUGGCUAUGGUUGCACAAUCCAUUACCCCGGCUAACAAUGUUACUCAAAUUGUCACAAUUGAGCUUAAAGCAGUGGAGGACUAUAUCACGUGGCGCACUCAGUUUGAAUCUUUCCUUGUGUCUCAAGGUGUGUUUGGUUUCUUAGAUGGCUCCAUUCAGGUACCUUCCAUGUACACGGUUGAUUUUAACAAUCACCAAAUCAUUAAUACUGACUAUUAUCAUUGGCUACGAGUUGAUCAAACAAUUCGCUCUUGGAUUUUUGCUACUCUUACUCGUGAUGUAUUAAUUGAUGUACAUGAACUUAAACACGCUUUUGAAAUCUAGGAAAGAUUGCAAAAUCGUUUUCGUUCUGCUAGUCUGGCUAGAUCUAUGACCCUGAGGCGUCAAUUAUCUAAUAUAAAAAAGAAGGACCAUCAGUCCAUGGAAAAUUAUUUAAGGGAAAUACAUGUUUUAGUUGGUGAACUGGCUGCCAUCAACUCUCCUGUGUCCAAUAAAGAAGUCCUUCAAACCACUCUAAUGGGACUUGGACCGGAAUAUGAGUCCACUUUGGGAACUAUUUCCCUAUUUCCUGAUAAUUUUCCGCCAGACAUUCUUCACCGCAGUCUUUUGGAGGCUGAGCAACGGGUUCUUUAUCUUCGUCAACAAAACACUCCACCUACUUAUCAUGCCUUCGGAGUACAAGACCGAGAUGUUGCACCACGUGGAGGCCGGGGUGGCCGCGGCAGGGGUGGCCGCGGUAGAGCUGGCCGCGGUCGAGGACGAGGUUACCAACAGUACGGUCAGCAGCCGGCUCCACCAUAGGGACAACAGCCAGGUCAGCCGCACGUACAGCAGCCUGGACAGCAACCCGGCAUGCAACAGGAACACCAGCAGGGGUUCGGCCAACAAUACGGGGUCCAGCAACAAUUGAGAUUUCCAAUUGCAGGCUCCCCAUCUGCUGAGGGUAUUCUUGGGGCAAUUCCUCCACCUGUUGUCUGUCAAAUAUGUUUUUCUGCAGGUCAUUCUGCAAUCCGAUGUCCUUCCCGUUUUUCUCCACCCACUGCACCUGUUCUUCUCACCGGUCAGGCUAAUGAAGCUCUGUGGUAUCCAGACACUGGUGCCUCUGCUCAUAUGACCUCCUCUGAAGGACAAAAUUUCGGGGGCGGUUCUUCUUCAGGCAACAACUAAUGGCGAUCUCUAUCCUCUCAGCCUGAAUUCACCAUCUAGCCUAGCUUUAUCUUCAGUUCUCACCACUAGCCCUGUGUGGCACCGUAGAUUAGGACACUGUGGAGAAAAUAUUUUACGCAUUUUAAGUAGUCAAAAACGCAUAUGUAAUAGUUCUAGCUUUUCUCAUGACUGUAUUUCGUGCCGGUUAGGCAAG
Messenger RNA from Cuscuta epithymum, 1974 nucleotides. The record is from the annotation of a GenBank genome assembly. Lineage: Eukaryota; Viridiplantae; Streptophyta; Magnoliopsida; Solanales; Convolvulaceae.